This is a messenger RNA of Exophiala aquamarina CBS 119918, 1377 nucleotides long. RefSeq lists its product as uncharacterized. The record is from RefSeq and is a predicted model, not a curated record. NCBI's taxonomy places the organism in Eukaryota, Fungi, Ascomycota, Eurotiomycetes, Chaetothyriales, Herpotrichiellaceae. Gene Ontology annotation, cellular component: fungal-type vacuole membrane. The transcript has 5 exons. The coding region runs from base 1 to 1377 and encodes 458 amino acids. Gene Ontology annotation, biological process: macroautophagy.
AUGCUGCUCUUCGAGAUAGCCUUUGCGCUUGUCCACUUGCUCAGCUGCUGCCUCGCUGCCGAUCAAGAUAUCCUCACCAUCUUGAAGCAGCAGACCGGUAUCUCGACAUUUACGGGCUUUUUGGAGCAGCUGCCAGAUCUAGUGGAGAUUCUGAAUCAAGGCACAUUCUCUGUGCUAAUUCCGGACGAUGACGCCUUUAGUGCGUUCACCGCGAAAAAUCCAAGCACCACCAGUGACGAGGAGGCUCUUUUGGCCUUGUUACAAUACCACAUCGCAAAUGGAACCCAUCCCUCGGCCACGUUUGGCCUUCAGCCAUUAUUUGUGCCUACCCUUCUGAGCAACGCGAACUACACCAAUGUCACAGGUGGUCAGGUGGUCGAGUUGGCCAGGUUCAACGACACUCCUACUAUUGUCACUGGGGUCAAGGCCGAGUCUCGGUUUGUUGAGGCUGAUAUCUUCUUUAUCGGAGGGCUCAUACACAUUGUGGAUUCCGUGUUGACCAUUCCCAUCUCCUUUCCCGCGACGAUCACGAAAGCUGGAUUGACCAACCUGGUUGCACUACUCAGCAAGGGCGGUUGGCUGACACCGAGCUCGCCCGCAGCUGAUAUUGUUAACGGCCUUCCUGACUUGACAAUAUUUGGACCCGAUGAUCCUCGCUUUGGGCCAACUUUUGAUGGAUUCGAGGGAUUGUCCGCAGAUGACCUUCUCAGCAUUUUGAAGUACAGCAUUGCUCAGGGUGAAGUCUACUACUCCUCAAAAUUCAAGAACAAUACGAAAAUCAUGACUCUGGAUGAAAUACCGUCGACAAUGACGCAGACGAUCAAUGGAUUUUUCAUCGACGCGGCGCAUAUUACAACGACUGACUACCUCACCUCAAACGGAGUGCUCCAGGUCAUUGAUAGCCCUCUGAACCCCAACGCCACCAAUGCUCGACCAGCCCCCGUGCCUGUCGCUCCAUCUGAGUCGGGAUCAAAGGGGCUCAGUGCUGCCGCGGGAGCUGGCAUUGGCAUUGCUAUUGCAGCGAUAGUUCUCGGAGGAGCCCUGGUCAUCGCGCUUUACUUGCGAACCAAACGUCGAAGAAGAGCACAAGGCCCACCCGGCCUGCGCGGAAUCCAUGACAGAUUGGAUGGCGAGUCACAGGAGCGAGUGUUGGAUCGUUCCACCAUGAUGGAUCCUCCGCCAACCUACGAGCUUGACACGAAAUCAAUAAAUGGGGACCGCGAUGGGAGAACGACCACCCACCACGUCCUGGAAGUCCACCACCCUCCCAAGCCGCCAUCUCCCUUAGAGAUCGAUGGCACGGAGCGAAGUAGGAUCAGUAUUACGAUCACGGGUAGUCCGCCUCGACAUGUAGGUUUCCAGGCUCGCUUCAACUGA